UCUUUCUUCUCCUUUCCUUUCAGAGCCUCCUGGUAGUGACAUGGCGGCCCCUCAGGACAACACUCUGCGCAUUGUUCUGGUGGGGAAAACUGGAAGUGGGAAGAGUGCAACAGCAAACACCAUCCUGGGGAGUAGAGUCUUUGACUCUAGAAUUGCUGCCCACGCUGUCACCAAGUUUUGUCAAAAAGCAUCCCGGGAAUGGAAGGGAAGGAAUCUUCUUGUUGUUGACACCCCAGGGCUCUUUGACACAAAGGAGACCCUUGAGACCACAUGCAGGGAAAUCAGCCAGUGUGUUCUCUACUCCUGCCCCGGGCCCCACGCCAUUAUCAUGGUCCUGCAGCUGGGCCGCUACACGAAGGAAGAACAGAAUACCGUGGCAUUGAUCAAGGCUGUCUUUGGGGAGCAAGCCCUGAAGCACAUGAUCGUGUUGUUCACUCGCAAAGAAAACUUGGAGGAGCAGAGCCUAAGUGGCUUCAUAGCAGAUGCUGAUGACAAGCUAAGAAACGUCAUCAAGAAGUGUGGGCAACGCUAUUGUGCCUUCAAUAACAGAGCCUCUGAGGCUGAGAAGGAAGCUCAAGUGCAGGAGCUGGUGGAGAUGAUAGAGCAGAUGGUGCAGGGCAACAGAGGGGCUUACUUUACCGAUUCCAUUUAUGAGGAAACAGAGGAGAGGCUGAAACAACGGGCAGAAGUCCUGAAGAAGAUCUAUACUGAUCAAUUAUAUAACGACAUUAAACUAGUAGAAAAGGAAUACGCUCAUAAAUCAAAGGAAGAACGGGAGGAAAAAAUAAAAUGGCUAAAGAGCAAGUAUGAUGAAAAAAUGAAAAAUAUUAGGGAAGAAGCUGGGAAGGGCAUAUUUGAUGAUAUUUUAAAUGUGAUUAUGAGGGUGCUUUCAAAAAUAUGGCAUAUGUUUUGGUAGUCAUGUCCAUUCCAUUUUUUCUUCUGAAUUUACGAUGACUUGUGGUAGCGGUAGAUUGUAGUUUCUAUAGAUGGCUGUAACAGUAGCUUCUACUUUUCCUACAACCUGACCCUGUUACUCCUGCCACUGAGUUGUGGGGUUCUGUGUCCUCUACCUUGGAACAGGACAGACCUUGGGACUGUUUCCAUAAAUAAAAGAUGGUUGAAGCAACACUUUGUGACUCUAAGUGUUAGAUAUGGGCAAUGUGUCCUUGCCCUGUUGGGGUUUUUGCCCUUGGAACUUGACUGUCAUGUUGUGAGAAAGCCCAGGCUGUGCCUUGAGAGUCUCCCCUGAAGAGGACCUGAAGUCCCUGGCCCAUUCCCCCGGCUUUCCUUUCAUCUGGGAGCCAGACCAACUUGCAAGUGAGGCAACACAGAAGCCAGUCCCCCAGCUCCCUCCCCCCCCCCCCACAGGCGAAGUUGCAAAAGCAGAGAUGACCCAUUGCCACUGAGUCCUGCCCAAAUUGUAUCUUUAUGACAACAAAUAAAGGAUGGUUUUUGUUUUUAA
Suricata suricatta (meerkat) is the source of this 1462-nucleotide messenger RNA. RefSeq names its product GTPase IMAP family member 7-like. Gene Ontology annotation, molecular function: GTP binding. Lineage: Eukaryota; Metazoa; Chordata; Mammalia; Carnivora; Herpestidae. The record is from RefSeq and is a predicted model, not a curated record. Bases 41 to 916 code for a protein of 291 amino acids. The transcript has a single exon.